UUUUUUUUUUUUUUUAUAUUUGUUUGUUCCUUGAAUUAUCGUUCCUCGCCUCAUUUUUUUAUGAACAAGAGUCUUACUGGUUUGACUCAUCAUGCGCUCACUGUUCUAUUUAAAUAUCACUUUUUCUCUCUCUCUCUGUUUUAUUUUUCUAUCAUUAUUCUCUUUAUUUUUUCUUUUGAUGUCAGUCAAGACAAGGCAGCCUUCUGGUCAUACCAGUUGGAAUGUCACAUAUCAAUUUAAAGAACUAUUAAAAAAAAGAGAGAAAACACCCCCUUUGUCACCACCAUUACCUUCUUCUGUUCCAUCGACUAAAACAAAACCUUCUUCAUUGAUUUACCGCAUUUUUCCAUCCUCUAAAAAUAAGAAUAAAGCCAUGAUUCAACUAAAGAAACAACAAUGGGAUCAACCAGAAACAGAAAUGGAUCUGUACGAGUCAAGUGAAGUCCCUAUUCGAACGCAUCUCAUCUCUUUCUUUUCACCACAACAUCAAAAACAAGAUGGCUGGACCCAACUGUUAACAACAGAAAAGCUAGAUGAAAUGAGCCGCAUUUAUAUGGCCACAUUGCAUAAAAUACGAUCCCUCAGCCAUUAUUCGAUGGAACAACAGAUCAAUAUCCUUCACUUAUUGCAUGGUGUGCAGGCCAAUACAGCCAGCUUGCAACAACAAUACAAGAAACCGUUUCUGACACGCGUAUCGAAUCAACAUCGACUCUUGUUCCAGCGUGAAUUCAGCUCAUUGAUUUCUGGUAAAGCAGUAGCAGACUCUAUUUUAACAGGCAACCGUAAGCCCAAAAGAACACGAUACAUCUUUAUGUUGCUCAGCGCACCUGCUUCUCAUGUGAUAGACAGAGUCCAUCCGGUCACAGAUGCCUUGAGAAAGAUACGGAAACCUUAUGCUGAGACAUUCAGGGUUAUCACAGCCAAACAAAAGCAGACGACUGAAUUUGUAUCUGCAGAAUAUUUGUUAGACCCAAUCACAUUACACACGGAUUUCUAUAGUGAAGAGCUCUAUCAUCGGCUCGGAACCAAAUUAAGCUGUACAGCAAUAACAAAGGGCCUGUCUCGAGAAAACAUGACAAAGAUUCAGGUUCAAACAAAUUAAUAUGUAGAUCAAUUAUUUUUAAUGUUGGAGUAGAGAAUAGAAUAAAGAAAAGUUCUAUAUAAA
Molecule: messenger RNA, 1165 nt
Organism: Gilbertella persicaria
Lineage: Eukaryota; Fungi; Mucoromycota; Mucoromycetes; Mucorales; Choanephoraceae
Exons: 1
Coding region: 92-1102 (336 amino acids)
Source: RefSeq, a predicted model, not a curated record